This is a messenger RNA of Anopheles aquasalis, 2017 nucleotides long. RefSeq names its product sodium- and chloride-dependent glycine transporter 1-like. Gene Ontology annotation, molecular function: glycine:sodium symporter activity. The record is from RefSeq and is a predicted model, not a curated record. Gene Ontology annotation, biological process: nitrogen compound transport; sodium ion transmembrane transport; amino acid transport. Gene Ontology annotation, cellular component: plasma membrane. Lineage: Eukaryota; Metazoa; Arthropoda; Insecta; Diptera; Culicidae.
GUUGGAUCGAUCAGUAAGUGAUAAGAUGGCAAGCGGUGCUCUCAAGGCUGGUGUUGAAGACUGCAACACAAAAUUAACUGUCGAUGGUUGGUUGAAACGGGUCGAGCGACGCAGAGAGCUAGCCGGUCUGGAUGAGUACGAUUCCUACGGCGAACCGACGAAAGAUGAAGUGCUGACCAAACGAGGAUCAUGGACGGGACGGUAUGAUUUCCUUCUUUCACUGCUCGGAUACUCCGUGGGCCUGGGAAACGUUUGGAGGUUUCCUUAUCUCUGCUACAGCAAUGGUGGAGGAGCCUUUUUGAUUCCCUUCGCCGUUAUGCUGAUUAUUGCCGGACUGCCGCUGAUGUUUAUGGAGCUCUCGUUGGCGCAGUACGCUGGGUUAGGUCCAGCGAUUCUCUUCAAACGGAUCGCUCCACUGUUUGAGGGGCUCGGUUAUGCGAUGAUCCUUAUAGCUGGCACCGUCAUGUUGUACUACAACGUGAUCAUUGCUUGGACGGUCUACUAUAUGACCGUCUCAUUCGAGGUGCCACUGCCCUGGAGAGGCUGCCAGCAAGAGUGGGCCAGUGAGAUGUGUUUUUCGUACGAAGAAGAAGAUGACUGCCAGGCCGGAAAGGGAGUGUACUACAAGACCAAGUGUUUCUCCAGUGAUCAGGCAGCCACGCUGAAUCUGACCCAGCGGUUGCCUCGGAAACCACCUGCGGAAGAGUUUUUCAAGAACUACUUCCUCCAGAUAUCACCGGGCAUUGAGAUAACGGGCACGAUCAACCAACGGUUAGCUCUGUGUCUUCUGGUCGCCUGGAUCAUUGUAUUUCUUUGCUUGUGCCGAGGAGUGAAGAGCUCUGGUAAGGUCGUUUACUUCACUGCCCUCUUCCCGUACGUCGUCCUGACGAUGCUGUUCAUCCGUGGCCUUACCCUUCCCGGAGCGUACGAUGGCAUCAUGUACUAUCUGCGGCCCGAUUGGGAGAAACUGCAAACUGCUCAGAUCUGGGGAGACGCGGCCGUACAGAUCUUUUUCGCCCUCAGCCCCGCCUGGGGUGGUUUGCUAACGCUUGCUUCGUAUAAUCGCUUCGAUAACAACUGCUACCGGGAUGCGAUCGUUGUGGCCAUAUCGAACAUUCUCACGUCUUUCUUCGCUGGCUUCGUCAUCUUCGCCAUCAUCGGUUUCCUGGCGCACGAACUGGACACCAGUGUGGCGAGCGUCAUCGAUCAGGGUGCUGGGCUGGCGUUCGUUGUGUUCCCGGAGCUGGUCGCUAAGCUGCAGAUGCCCAGGCUGUGGUCGGUGCUGUUCUUCUUCAUGCUACUGACACUCGGGCUCGAUUCACAGUUUACGCUGAUGGAGACGGUCGUCACGGCGAUUCUGGACACGUUUCCAAGCUGGCGACGCCGCAAGCUGGCGGUGGUUUCCGCUGUUAGCCUGCUGGGAUACCUCGGGGGACUAGUGUUUGUGACGAAUAGUGGCAUGUAUUGGUUCCAGCUGGUCGACAAGUACGCCGCAAACUGGUCCGUCCUCUUAAUAGCCAUCACGGAGUGCACGCUGAUUGGGUGGAUCUACGGUACCGAUCGGUUCAUUCACAAUAUCGAACAAAUGAUAGGCAAACGGUCCGCCAGCUUCCAUCGCUUCUGGACGAUAAUCUGGAAAUACGUCACCCCUGUCACGCUGCUGUUCAUUCUGUGCUUCAAUUGGUUGCAGUACAAACCGAUCGCAUACGGACGCUACGUUUACCCCGAUUGGGCCGAUUUGAUAGGGUGGAUCAUAGCGCUCGCGCCCUUUACGCUGGCCAUUCUAGUAGCCAUCAUAAAGGUGCGGCGCCAUCCGGACGCAUUCUUGCAUCAGAGCGCAGCGAAGCUGCUUAAGCCUAGCAGCGACUGGAAGCCAGCACAUCCUCGGUUAGCUUCGGAAAUGGAAUACGAAAAUAGUGAAGGAAUUGAGCUGUAGCAUAAGAGUCUAGCGAUGCCACGCAGUCCGUCCAUAAGUAGAACGUGAAUAGAAAGCCGUGUAUACUAAGAGGGUAUUUUU